This is a messenger RNA of Euleptes europaea (tarantolino), 848 nucleotides long. Its product is annotated as dehydrogenase/reductase SDR family member 4-like. Gene Ontology annotation, molecular function: carbonyl reductase (NADPH) activity. The record is from RefSeq and is a predicted model, not a curated record. Bases 40 to 822 code for a protein of 260 amino acids. NCBI's taxonomy places the organism in Eukaryota, Metazoa, Chordata, Lepidosauria, Squamata, Sphaerodactylidae. The transcript has 8 exons.
UCCCCCCGGGCCGGCCCCGCUCUGCGCCGCGUCCUGACGAUGGCCAGCACCGCCGGCCGGAGCCGCGGGACCCUCGCCCGCAAGGUGGCCCUGGUCACCGCCUCCACCGAGGGGAUCGGCUUUGCGAUCGCCCGCCGCCUAGGCCAGGACGGAGCCCACGUGGUCCUGAGCAGCCGAAAACAAGCCAAUGUGGACCGGGCCGUGGCAGAGCUGCAGAAGGAGAACCUGAGCGUCUCAGGGUUGGUGUGCCACGUGGGGAAGGCUGAAGACCGGCAGCACCUGAUCGAUGCGGCUCUCGAGCGCCACGGGGGCAUCGAUAUCCUGGUGUCCAACGCGGCCGUAAAUCCAUUUUUCGGCAGCACCCUCGACGCCACCGAAGACGUGUGGGACAAGAUCCUGGAUAUCAAUGUCAAGGCCACGGCUCUGCUGGUCAAGCUUGUUGUGCCUCACAUGGAGAAGAGAGGGGGUGGCUCCAUCGUCAUCGUCUCCUCGAUCGCUGCAUAUUCUCCAUUCCCGGGCUUGGGACCCUAUAAUGUCAGCAAGACAGCUCUCCUGGGCCUCACUCGCACCCUGGCACCCGAACUGGCUCCCAGGAACAUCCGCAUCAAUGCUCUGGCUCCCGGGCUGAUCCGGACCAAGUUCAGCUCAGCUCUUUGGCAGGACGAAGCCAUGGAAAAGAAGCUGAUGGAGACCAUGCGGAUACAGAGGCUUGGAGUCCCGUCGGACUGUUCCGGCAUGGUUUCCUUCCUUUGUUCCCCAGAUGCUGACUACAUCACAGGGGAGACCAUGGUGGUGGGCGGAGGUGCCCCGUCCCGUCUCUGAUGGGGCUCUGUCCCGUCUUCCCAACU